AUGGCGCUGCGGGGCGUCUUGGUCCUGGAGCUGGCGGGCCUGGCCCCCGGCCCUUUCUGCGGCAUGGUCCUGGCGGACUUCGGGGCGCAGGUGGUGCGUGUGGACCGGCCGGGCUCCGUCGGGGACGUGAGCCGCCUGUCGCGGGGCAAGCGCUCGCUGGUCGUGGACCUGAAGAGGCCGGGCGGAGUGGCCGUGGUGCGGCGCCUGUGCGCCCGGGUGGACGUGGUGCUGGAGCCCUUCCGCCACGGUGUCAUGGAAAAACUCCAACUCACCCCAGAGAUUCUGCAGAAGGAGAAUCCAAGGCUUAUCUAUGCCAGGUUGAGUGGCUUUGGCCAGUCAGGAAGAUUCUCCACGGCAGCAGGCCAUGACAUCAACUAUUUGGCUCUGUCAGGUGUCCUGUCAAAAAUUGGCAGAAGUGGUGAGAACCCAUAUGCUCCACUGAAUCUCCUGGCUGACUUUGGUGGUGGUGGCCUCAUGUGCGCCCUGGGCAUCGUGAUGGCUCUUUUUGAACGCACACGCUCUGGCAAAGGUCAGGUCGUCGAUGCAAGCAUGGUGGAAGGAACAGCAUAUCUAAGUACUUUUCUGUGGAAAACUGCAAAUCUAGGACUGUGGGAACAACGUCGAGGAGAGAACCUAUUAGAUGGUGGAGCACCUUUCUACACAACUUACCAGACGGCCGACGGGGAGUUCAUGGCUGUUGGAGCAUUGGAACCCCAGUUCUAUAAGCUGCUGAUCAAAGGACUUGGGCUAAAGUCUGAUGAACUUCCCAAUCAGAUGAGCAUGACUGAUUGGCCAGAGAUGAAGAAGAAAUUUGCAGAUAUAUUUGCAAAGAAAACAAAGGCAGAGUGGUGUCAGAUCUUUGAUGGCACAGAUGCAUGCGUGACUCCGGUUUUGACUUUUGAAGAGGUUGCCCAUCACGAUCACAACAAGGAACGGGGCUCAUUUAUCACUGGUGGGGAUCAGGGUAUGAGUCCCCGCCCGGCACCUCUGCUAUCAGGCACCCCAGCUGUCCCUUCUCUCCAAAGGGAUCCUUUGAUAGGAGAACACACUGUAGAGAUACUUAGAGAAUUUGGGUUCAGCCAGGAAGAGAUUGAUCAGCUUUACUCAGCUAAAGUUAUUGAAAGUAAUAAGCUGGGAGCUAAUCUCUAAAGUCCAGGCCCCUCAGCUCAAGUGAAUUUAAAUAUUGCAUUUAUAGAAUAAUACAUACAAAUGUAUGCAUGGAAACGUGAAAGGACAGUAGUGCAGCGUUCUGGCUAUUCUAAUCAAGAAACAAGACUGAUUACACAGUAAUGACCCAAUUCUGAAAAUGGUUAAUAUGGCUUUUGAUUUAGGAGUGUUUUUAAUUUACCUCUACUAAAUUGUGACAGUUUUUCUGCCUUCCAGUACUUGAUAGAUUAUAUUUGUUGAUAUUAAAACUUAAGUCUUUAUAUAUACUUUAAAUGAAUUAAUAUAAUGCUUUUUAUUAAAUAAAGCUUUUUUGCUCUAAA
Messenger RNA from Miniopterus natalensis, 1487 nucleotides. It is a transcript of the gene AMACR, whose product is annotated as alpha-methylacyl-CoA racemase. Lineage: Eukaryota; Metazoa; Chordata; Mammalia; Chiroptera; Miniopteridae. The record is from RefSeq and is a predicted model, not a curated record. Gene Ontology annotation, biological process: bile acid metabolic process. Gene Ontology annotation, cellular component: mitochondrion. Gene Ontology annotation, molecular function: alpha-methylacyl-CoA racemase activity.